Molecule: messenger RNA, 1685 nt
Organism: Amoebophrya sp. A25
Lineage: Eukaryota; Dinophyceae; Syndiniales; Amoebophryaceae
Source: the annotation of a GenBank genome assembly
GUAAGUCCUGACUAAUACCUCUACCUGAAAAUCGAAACCAAAUAAACAACAAUUGAAAAAUUCUAAGUAGGACCUACCUUUCCCUUCGUUCUUGAUGAAAGAACAAAAAGAUGCCCGCGUCCUCUCGCGUGACUCGCCUUCUCUUGGCCCUCUCUCCAAGCGCGGUCCAAGCAGCACUACUGGCACCAUUUUUGCAGAACAACAAUGUGGAGUUAAGAGACGCGAAGAGGUGGAAGGACUUCUCGACAUGCCCAAGCGCAACCGAACACAUCAUGGAUGACGAUUCCAGUACCUACUGCCGCAUCGCUUUAGAGUUACGGUUAGUUUAUCACUAUCCCAUGUAAACUCACUGCGCCGACUUCUGGGGUCUCCCUUGACUUAUAGUUAAACUUCUGGGGUCUCCCUUGACUUCUACAUAGUUAAAAAAAGAAGAAAAAUACAGAGGUGGGAGAGAGAUAGGGGAACACACGCAACGUCAACCACCAGGCAUAGUGCUGAAGUAGAACUAGCGUUAAUAGAGGAGUGCCAAUGUAGAGAGGAGGAAUUGAAAGCGAAGAAACAGGAAUUGUGCGGACCGUUCGUGAGGGAUUUGUCGUUGGUGACGAAGGAUGCGGGGACCUGUAUUGGGAAAGUGCAAUUGGCGACAGAGAGGAAACAAGGUACCACUAAAACUUGGUGUAAGCUCCAAUGGAAACGUGUUCAUCUUCGUUUAUUUUUACGCAAGAGUCCUACUUGUUUUAGAUAGGUGAAGGAUAUGAUCCUUAUGUUCAACUUCAAAAUCAAACUCGAGCACUACUUCUUUUCUUUCGAGCACUACAACCUCAACGACCUCCCUUGCCCUUCAGACUGCGUCCGUGCCAACCAGGACGCUGAAAAGUUGCACAGAAAACAGAUGGUCGAAGAUGUCAUGAAGGAAAGAGGCUUGUCUCUUGUAUCGGAAGAUGGUGUAGUAGCUGGUGAAGUUGGGAUCAACAAAGUAAAUGGUAUUGAAACGGAUGCCACAGAGUUUGAAGGCCUCUGCAUAGACGUGGACUUUGAAGAGCGAUGCGGACUUGCUAGAGGAGAAAGCGAGACGAGCGAGAAAACGUUAUGUUCAAGUCUUCGAUGAGAACUAGAAGAAGAAGAACGAGCAAAACUCAUAGAUUCGAUUUUUAUUUCAUGAACCCUCUUUCUUCACCCUCUGCUAACCCUGGCUCUGCAUUCUCCUCAUGUUUUCCCCUCACCCUCCUCUAACCUUCGACAUGUACAAAGCUUUGUGCACACCAGGACACUGCGGACGACGGAUUGGCUUUCUAUUCAAGGAGAUCGAGCGAAUCGAGAGUGCCUUAGAGCUCUAUCGAAUCGUAGACGAAUCGGCAAUGAAAUAUGGGACUUGCUAGACGAGACUGAAGCGAAUUACCAUUACUAGAAAGAGGACACGUGGGGUGGAAGGCUGAACAUCACUUAGAACCACACGACUGAUGUUUUCCAACAAUAAUCUGCGUCAUGGACAACAGCAGUUGAUGUGAAUUGUUUUUUCCGAAAAUCUUUCUUUAUUUCUCGAGAGAAAAUGUAGUAAAAUCAGUAAAUCAUCCCUACUCUCAGACUCAGAGACGCAGCUCGCGACGACCGACACUUCUCGUACUAGCACAAAAGGCGAAAGAAAUUGAAAUGGCGAAGACAGUCUUUAUUCUUUUGAUACCAAG